UGUACAUUAAAGCACCAAUACUUUAUAGCAUAGUAAAGGGCUCGUCAGUCAUAUGUUCUGGUGGAGACCAGAAUCUGAAAUUUGGUAUCCAAAGUCGAAACUGCAACAAACGGCCCAAAUAUCCCCCCUCUUCCUCCUGCAGGCCCGAGAGGCCCACGGUCCAGUGGGCCGGACCCGGUCUAGAAAGUAAAGACCGUCAUGGCAUCACCGUAGACAGCAAUGGCCAGAAAACCCAGGUUCCCCGCCGCCGUUUGCCCAGCCCGCCGUCCAACUCGGAGAAGAAAAAAUGACGGAGGACGCGAACGCGGUAGAAUCGCUGUGGGAAGAAGUGAGAGAACUGAGCUUCGGGACUUCAGUAGAACGACUGGACUCGCCGCCGUCACCGCUCGACUUCCUCCGCCGCUUCGUCUCCGCUAACAAGCCCUGCAUCAUCUCCAACGCCGUCUCUCAUUGGCCGGCACUCUCCCUCUGGCCGGACCACAACUACCUCACCCGAUCCCUCUCCGAUUCCCUGGUCUCCCUCCACCUCACCCCCGACGGCCGCGCCGAUUCCCUCGUCCCGCUCUCUUCCGGUUCCCCAUGCUUCGCCUCCGCUCACGUAGAGCGCGUCCCUUUCCCUCGCGCUCUCCAAUUCGUUCUCGACAGCAGCAGCAAGAGCGAGGAGGCGAGUACUCGAGAUCCUUCUGUCGCCUACUUGCAGCAGCAGAACGAUUGCUUCCGGGAGGAGUACUCGAAUUUGAGCGGCGACUGCGAUCCGCACAUAGCUUGGGCGACGGAGGCUCUCGGAUGUCCGCCGGAGGCCGUGAAUCUUUGGAUUGGGAACCACUUGUCGGAGACGUCUUUCCAUAAGGACCACUACGAGAAUCUCUACGCUGUGGUUUCCGGAGAGAAGCAUUUCUUACUGCUCCCUCCUACUGAUGUUUACCGGAUGUACAUUCGCGAUUACCCAGCCGCACACUACUCUUAUGAUCUGGAAGGCGGGAAAUUUAGGUUGGAGAUGGAGGAGCCGGCGAGGUUUGUUCCAUGGUGCAGUGUGAAUCCUUACCCUUCACCGGAGACGAAAAAAGUCGAAGUUUCUAAGUUCCCUAUGUAUUUCAAUGGUCCAAAGCCAUUUCAUUGUACGGUCAGGGCAGGAGACAUUCUUUACCUGCCUAGUAUGUGGUUUCAUCAUGUUCGACAGAGUCCAGACGAGAGAGGCUGCACCAUUGCCGUAAACUACUGGUAUGAUAUGCAGUUUGAUAUCAAGUAUGCUUAUUUCAACUUCUUGCAAUCGAUUCAUCACAGACCAAGAUCGUCAAGAAGCAGAUUGGAAGACUUGGAUGAGGAUGCCGAUGAAGAUGAAGAUGAAUAAACUCCGACAUUCCCAUCCAGUGGCAUGUUACAGUUUUGAGUACAACCCCGUGAACCAGUGACCCAUGAGAGCGAUUUGAGCUGUACGAGCAGAAGAUGGUUCGACCUUGAUGCCAUCAACUAUCAAAACAGAUUCUUGGAAUUCAUGUAUUCUACAGUUUAUGAUUGCCAAACGGUCGAAACCCUCAAGGAAUGAAUGGGUGAAAGUUAUACCCGAAGUUGGAGUGAUUUUUGUUUCCUUUCAUUUGGCACAAGUACCGUCUGUAACGUAAGCUGCCAAGGGUUUCUUCGUUUAAUGAAUUUAGGGUUCAUUA
Messenger RNA from Linum trigynum, 1664 nucleotides. The record is from the annotation of a GenBank genome assembly. NCBI's taxonomy places the organism in Eukaryota, Viridiplantae, Streptophyta, Magnoliopsida, Malpighiales, Linaceae.